GGCGCUGCGUGCUGUCGGCGGGUCUUGGCCGGGGUCCUCCCUCGCCCCCUAGUUCUCCGCGAAGCCGGUGUGCACUCUCCUGGAGGCCAUGGGGCGACAGUGGGGGCCCGCCAUGAGGGCGGCCGAGCAGGCGGGCUGCGUGGUGAGCGCCUCCCGGGCCGGGCAGCCGGAGGCGGGCUCGUGGAGCUGCAGCGGGGUGAUCCUGAGCCGCAGGCCGGGCCUAGUGCUGUGCCACGGGGGCAUUUUCACCCCGUUCCUGCGGGCCGGCAGUGGGGCGCUGACAGCGGCGGGCGCCGCCUUCCUGCCCGGCGACAGUUGCGGCGACGACCUGCGCCUACACGUGCAGUGGGGCCCAACGGCCGCGAGUCCCGCAGGCCGCGCGGAGCGGGGCCGCACCGGGCUGUGCACGCCCCACUGCGCCGGCCUGGAGCCCAGCCCACCGGCCCGGCCCCGCGGGCGGCCCCUGCGGCCCCCGCGCCCCGCCGAGCUGCUGCUGCUGCUGAGCUGCCCGGCCUUCCGGGCCCACUUCGCGCGCCUCUUCGGGGGCGAGGCGGCCGAGCAGUGGCACUUCGCGAAUGCGGCGCCGGACGACGAGGUGUCGGAGGACGAAGAGGAGGAUCAGUUGAGAGCUCUGGGCUGGUUCGCGCUGCUGCGCGUGCGGCCGGGUCAUGGGGAGGAGGCGGAGGAGCGCGGGCCGGCCGUGGCCGUGGCGCCUCUCGGGGCCGUGCCCAAGGGCGCGCCGCUGCUGGCCUGCGGCUCCCCGUUCGGGGCCUUCUGCCCGGACAUCUUUCUCAACACGCUCAGCCGGGGCGUGCUCAGCAACUCGGCCGGCCCGCUGUUGCUCACUGACGCGCGCUGCCUGCCGGGCACAGAGGGCGGAGGCGUGUUCGCGGCGCGGCCCGCGGGGGCGCUGGUGGCGCUAGUGGCGGCCCCCCUCUGCUGGAAGGCCCGCGAGUGGGUGGGCCUCACCCUACUCUGCGCCGCUGCCCCUCUCCUCCGCGCCGCCCGAGCCGCGCUCGGCCGCCUGCACCCCGGCGCCACGGCCCUGGCUGCCCUCCUGCCGCCCGAGAUGGGUGCCCCGUGGGGCCUGCCCCUCCGAGACCCGGGACCCCCGUGGGCAACCGCAGCCGUGCUGGUGGAGUGCAGCACCGUAUGGGGCUCCGGAGUGGCCGUGGCGCCCCGCCUCGUGGUGACCUGCCGGCAUGUGGCUCCUCGGGAGGCGACCAGGGUUCUGGUGCGCUCCACCACCCCCAAGAGUGCCAUGAUCUGGGGACAUGUGGUAUUUGCCACCCAGGAGACAUCUCCCUAUGAUAUAGCCGUGGUGAACCUGGACGAGGACCUAGAUGGUAUCCCCAUGCCUGUGCCUGCUGAGCAUUUCCAUGAAGGUGAGGCUGUCAGUGUGGUGGGCUUCGGCGUCUUCGGCCAGACUUGUGGGCCCUCGGUGACCACAGGCAUCCUGUCAGCUGUGGUGCAGGUGGAUGACACACCAGUGAUGCUUCAGACCACAUGUGCUGUGCAUGGCGGCUCCAGUGGGGGACCCCUCUUCUCCACUGGCUCAGGAGAACUCCUGGGCAUCGUUGCCAGCAACACCCGGGACAAUAACACGGGGGCCACCUACCCCCACCUGAACUUCAGCAUCCCCAUCACAGUGCUCCAACCAGCCCUGCAGAAGUACAGUCAGACAGGUGACCUGGGCGGCCUCCGUGAGCUGGACCGUGCCACUGAGCCAGUGAGGGUGGUGUGGCGGCUGCAACGGCCCCUGGCAGAGGCCCUGCGGAGCAAGCUCUGAGGCUGUGUCACCCCUCUGGAUAGAAGAGCAACCAUUUUAUGCCAUGAGAAGUGCUGAGGCUGGCAGCCUCAGGAUCCUGACACGGCACGCCCCAACUGGGCUGCCUCCCCAUUACCACCCACCGUGUUCAGCCCUGGAGACUGGAUCAAACUUCUCUUCAGCCCCGUGGGUCUCCAACCUGGCAGCUUGUUUUGGGGUGCUUUCUGGAGCCCCCACCACUCUCUGCCCCCUUGCACUAGACUCAGCUCUGUUGUUUCCCCUUGUGGGGAGCCCAGUACAACUACACAUCAGCCCUGGUCCUGACAGAUGCUGGCUGGAAGGCAGGUCCAGCCCUGGUUUUGCAUCUGUUCCCUGUCUCCUGAUAGCCACUGGCCACCUGGGGCCGCCGCUUCACUGGGGCCUUGGCUCCUUUCUGCUCUCAGUCAGACUUGGGCUGACACGGCACUGGGGCUUCCUCAGGAAACCUUGGCAGAGAGGCCCUGCUCUGAGGACCUGAGACAAAAGGAAAAGAGCAUCUUCCUGUUCUGCCAGGUCUACGGGGAGGCAGCGUUCCUGAAAGUCAGGACUCCUGGGUCUGUAUGUCAAGCGUUGCUGACCUACAGGGGCAUUCUGACACAGUGCCUUGAUUUUCCAACCCAUAAAAUGGGCCUCAGGGAUCUUGGAGGGUGGAAUGUAUUGUUGGGGUUUGGGAAUAAACAGGACAUACAGAAGGACCUCUAUA
Equus caballus (horse) is the source of this 2510-nucleotide messenger RNA. RefSeq names its product trypsin like peroxisomal matrix peptidase 1 (gene TYSND1). Gene Ontology annotation, molecular function: serine-type endopeptidase activity. Gene Ontology annotation, cellular component: peroxisome. Gene Ontology annotation, biological process: regulation of fatty acid beta-oxidation; protein processing. The record is from RefSeq and is a predicted model, not a curated record. NCBI's taxonomy places the organism in Eukaryota, Metazoa, Chordata, Mammalia, Perissodactyla, Equidae.